This is a messenger RNA of Zophobas morio, 955 nucleotides long. RefSeq names its product endocuticle structural glycoprotein SgAbd-8-like. Gene Ontology annotation, cellular component: chitin-based extracellular matrix. The record is from RefSeq and is a predicted model, not a curated record. The transcript has 2 exons. The coding region runs from base 98 to 724 and encodes 208 amino acids. NCBI's taxonomy places the organism in Eukaryota, Metazoa, Arthropoda, Insecta, Coleoptera, Tenebrionidae. Gene Ontology annotation, molecular function: structural constituent of chitin-based larval cuticle.
AUCGAAUUCGCUAUAGACCUGCCCACCCACCACACUUAUAAAGCCGCGAUCAAGAUCAGUAAGGGUGCAGUGCAGUUUGUAAUUGUGUUGGGAUACAAUGAAUACAUUCACACUAAUUGGACUUUUGGCUUUAUUCUCGCCCUCCUUAUGCCAAUACGGCGGAGGCGGAGAAGGCCAAUACCAAGACCAGUACAAUUACAACAGAGCACCGCCACCACAAAUCCUCAGUCACAAACAAGCACUAAACCAUGACGGUAACUUCAAGUACCUCUUCACUUCAGAAAACGGCCUUGCUCAAGGAGAAAGCAUAGCUCCUGAUGGUUCCCGAAACGGAGGUUACUCGUACGUAGAUCCCACCGGAAGGAAAAUCUCUGUCAAAUACACAGCGGGCAAAGAAGGAUUCAAGAUUUUAGAAGCCGAUCACUUGCCAAAAGCUCCACAACCGCUGGCUCCGGUUCCCGGAGCAGGACUUCCAAUUCAAGCAGCGCCACAAGGGCUUGGAAGUUAUGGAAAGCAAGAUGAUGGGCAGUACAGGCCCGAACUGUACCAAAGGCCCCAGCCCUAUGUGGCUGCUGGUGCCUACGCUCAAAACAGACCCUACCAACCAGCCGCGGCACCCAUUUCCAAUGCCAUCAGCAGUGGAGUGAAAGAGCCGGAAUAUAACGAUGAACCGGGGAAACCAUACAGUUUCGGUAAUGGGUAUGUAUUUGAAUUUGGAGGGUAGGUUCAAUUGUUGAACUUUAGUAAUGUCGCUACCUUGUACUGAAAUACUUGUUUUCUCUUUAGUUUCUUAAGUUCUAGGUGUUGUUUUGUAUUUGUAUUUUUUAUAUGUAAAAUUGUGUAAAUAUGUGCAUGUGAUACAAGUAUCUUGUUAUUCUUUACACUCUGCUCUGUUGUAUCGGUUUAGAUGUCUUCUCUGUUCCUAUACUCUCAAUAAAAGAACUUUUCCAUAAAA